Pseudogymnoascus verrucosus is the source of this 3330-nucleotide messenger RNA. RefSeq lists its product as uncharacterized. The record is from RefSeq and is a predicted model, not a curated record. Bases 496 to 2985 code for a protein of 829 amino acids. NCBI's taxonomy places the organism in Eukaryota, Fungi, Ascomycota, Leotiomycetes, Thelebolales, Thelebolaceae. Gene Ontology annotation, biological process: protein phosphorylation. The transcript is spliced from 5 exons. Gene Ontology annotation, molecular function: protein kinase activity; ATP binding.
CUCGACUACUGUCCUAAAUGCCUCUAUUAGCACCCUGCAUCGUGAGCGUCAUAACAAAAUCUUUUGCAACCAGAAUCGACUAGUAGAUGCAUCGUUUUGCUUAUAUUAACCGAAAGAAGAUUUAGUUUAAGCACAAUGGCCGUCCAGUUUUGAGCAACCGUAUCCCGAUGACCCGCCAAAACUACUAAGGCUUGAAGAGCCAGUGCUAAUGGCAUCCCCAAAGCCCGGGUGUCCCAAUUGUUGUUGUAGAAUAGCCAAAUCUGCCUAGUUACCUAGCGGACAAGCGUUUUUAUAUUUCGGAGUUUCUGCCCUUUAUCGCCGAUUAUCGAUCAAACAGGCGCUGUCUCAUCCCCCCCUACUACUUCUCCUUGGCUAGCCUCAUCCACGCCCCCAGUUGGUCCGAGCAAUUUAGAUCGCAUUUCUACUCUCGGUAGGAGCGAGACUGUUAUUCGGCUGUUGCGUGGUGACCGCGCACCUCGUUCCAAUAUCGCGAAGAUGGACUUCCUUUCUGCAAAGUCGGCUGAUAUCCAGUCGACCAAGACCAAGGCGGUGGAAGAUGCACGCCAGAUGCAAGUCAGCGUGAUCGAGGAAUGCAAGAAAUCUUCUCGGGAUCCUCCAAAUUAUUUGUUACUGGAAUUGAUUGGGAAAGGAAGCUUUGGGAGAGUCUACAAAGCGAAAGACUUGACUUCCACUGCGGUUGUCGCUGUCAAGAUUAUCGAUAUUGACGAGGGGGACACUUUGAACCCACGCCUCGCCGAUACUUAUUCGGAAUUUAUGAAAGAAGUCAAUGCACUUAAGCUUCUCAGUGAAACAAAGGCCCGGAACAUCAAUCAUGUGAUUGAAGCCCUUCCGGUCGGCAAGGCAAUGUGGAUGAUAACAGAGUACUGCGGCGGCGGCAGUAUUUCUACAUUGAUGAGACCAACACCAAAAGGCCUCCGCGAGCGGUACAUUAUUCCAAUUCUGAGAGAGGUUGCAGAAGCUGUUUAUUGGGUCCACCAAGCUGGUAUCAUUCAUCGAGACUUGAAAUGUGCAAACGUCCUCAUCACUGAAGAGGGUGGCGUUCAGCUUUGCGACUUCGGUGUUGCUGGAAUGAUGGAAACAUCUCUUGAUAAGAGAUCCACAUUCAUAGGAACUAUAAACUGGAUGGCACCCGAGCUUUUUAAUGCAAACCCACAUUAUGGCAAAGAGGUUGAUAUCUGGGCUUUUGGAUCGAUGGCUUACGAAAUGGCCACAGGCCUGCCUCCAAACGCAAGAUCUGGAAUUACCGAUGGCGCUGAAAUGGGAGACUAUCUCAAAGAACACAUCCCACGGCUCGAGGGGAACCAGUAUAGUGAAGGUCUGAAGAAUAUCGUGGCAUAUUGCCUCGAAGAGCGUGUUUCAGACAGGCCGGACAUUCAAUCCGUCCAGAUGCAUCCGUAUAUUUACAACACAAACAACGCAUAUCCAGCGUAUUCUCUUGCUGAACUUGUCAGGGCCUUUAAACACUGGGAGGAAUCUGGCGGCUCUCGAAAGUCGCUUUUCAUGUUGGGAGGUGCGCAAGGUCCAUCCGAUUCGUUUCCAUCUAGCGAAGAUCAAGAUAAUUGGAAUUUCUCCACGACUGCUGCGUUUGAUCAGGCCGUUGGUGAUUCGACCAACCUACAGGACGUCAUAAACGUUUAUGGCAGUUCUGUUGAUCUCAGCACUGAGUUCGCAGAAAAGACUUCCAAGCCCUCCCGCCAGCAACAGGCAAGAGAACGUGGCAGACGCCGCCCUCCACCAGAGUUAUUGAACCCAAUCAAAGCUCCUCUUGAAAAGCUGUUCGAUCCUAAUACAAUCUCCAACUACGAGGAUAACUCAAGGAUACAUUAUGGGCGAGAUUUCGUAAUGCCGGUCUCUGACCUUCCACUCAGAGAAAGAGACGAUACGGCUCAGAUAUCUAUCAGAGAUACGAUGAUCGAUUUGGGCGGGCAUGACAUUGAAACUGGGUUAUCAAGCUUCCCAGAUCUUACUAUCCGACCUGACCGAGAAAUCCGCGCCAUUGAUACUGAUGACACCGAUGACAUCGAAUACAGCUACGACGAUAACACCAUGCAUGGUUUUGGCAGACAACCGUCAUCGGAUUCAGCUGAAAACCCAAACCGUCGCACCCGAGAUUGGAAAUUUCCAUCCGCUCCAGCAGCAUCUUCAGACGUGGAAACAAGCCGUUUCCCAAACACAGCGGCUCCAGCCCGUCCCCCUGUCACGCUGGGGUCCGGCGGUCGCCCAAAGCUUGUGCACCACCCCACAGAACCGCUCGGCGCAGGGUUUAAUAACUUUAUGGCAUCUGCACCCACUUCCCCCAGACAAUCUAUUCGAGAGUCUCUGAUAGACCUUGAUUUCGGCCUUCCGGAUUCCGCACCGGAAUACGUUCCAGACUACGCCCCAGAACCCUCUCGACCAUCUACCGCUGAUUCUACAACAAGUAACGAGUUUGUUUCAGGCAACCCUUUUGAUUUGGAACGCCAUGCGUCGACUAGUUUCCGCAAUGCACCAAGGGAACCCUCUCUGUACCUUCCAGGAGACUCGGGAUUUGCAGGCCAUUUCCGCGCUCGGAGCAAUCUGCAAGAUGUAGCAGACAUAUCUGAUUUCUCUGGCUCGGAUGCCGAGCAAUAUGGCCCACCAAAUGGCCAACACUAUGGCCAGCGAUCCCAACAAAUGUUCGACUACUCCGACGCAGAUUAUUCGCAGCCUCCGAUGAUCGAAAAGCCCUUCAACACCCAGUCAGCGCCGUCCUGGACUACACCUCAGGGCGUAGUCUACGGCAUGGACCGAUUUCCCCCACUGCCAAUUCCGCCUUCUAUGGGGGCACUGGCAGGAACAUCAACGAGCGAAGAAAUGGCAGGCGAGCUCCAACGUCUUCUUGGUGGUCUGACCACACAGCUGGAGGCUUACCGGGAUGUUGCCGAAUCUCUCCCUGCAGGUCAAAACGCACCCAGUCAUCGCGAAAAAACCACUCGGAUGGAGUGAGAUACGCACUGCGUGAUUGUUUUAUAUGGAUUCUCAAAGAGUUCCUAGUACGAUGUUACCAAACCGAUACCAUGGAUGAAUUGUAAUUUUUUUGUCAGCAUUAAAGAGAACUUCUACGAAACGAAUUCAGCGCGCCUCAUGUACGUUAGGUUAAUAAUGAGCAUAUACAUGAACCAAGUGUGCUCAAGGCGGCUAUAAUCAUUGUCGAUUGAUUAGGGAUUGCCUUGGGUUUAUGACUUGACAUGAAAACUUGAUCAGUUAAAUAGAUAGCGAGCGACAUUGUCCACACUUGAGUUUAAUGAAACUUAAAUUUUACUUUAAUUGGCUUUGUACUGAAUAUACCAG